Leptidea sinapis is the source of this 1240-nucleotide messenger RNA. Its product is annotated as delta-sarcoglycan-like. Gene Ontology annotation, biological process: cardiac muscle tissue development; heart contraction. Bases 256 to 1191 code for a protein of 311 amino acids. Lineage: Eukaryota; Metazoa; Arthropoda; Insecta; Lepidoptera; Pieridae. Gene Ontology annotation, cellular component: sarcolemma; sarcoglycan complex. The record is from RefSeq and is a predicted model, not a curated record. The transcript has 6 exons.
GUGGAUUCGACAUUGGUCGAUCGUGGUGCCCGGCUGACGUCUCUCGCGCAGCCAGCGAUCAGUUGUAUACUGACUUUGGAAACUUAAACUGUGCUCGUAUCCCACAAACUGUUUAAAUACGAUAUUAUAUUGACGUGGGUUAUCAUUUUACUAGAGUUUCUUAUCAAAUUUAGACGCAGUGCUAACGUUAGUCAAUUAUGUAAGUGCUGAAAGUUGUACAGAUUAUUAGUCACCUGAUCCAAACAAGCAAACGUGAUGAGAGUAGAGGAUACAAGAACAGAAGCAGAAGGCACCCGUGGCUGGGAAUGUAGUUCCAAAACUGAGGAACAGCCCCCGAACAACGAAACACAAGAGAAAUUAAACUGUGUUCCUUUAGUUCUCAAAAGUGGUUGGAGACGAAUCUCUCUCUACGGAAUCAUAGUAUUUUUAAUGUGUCUAGUGUUUCUGAACAUAGCACUGACCUUGUGGAUUAUAACCACAUUAAGACUAACAAAGAAUGGCAUCGGCCCUCUCACAAUUGUCAGAGAUGGCAUUCGGCUGGAAGGCAAUGCGUGGGUGACCGAAGAGCUGGUAGCUUCCACAAUAUCUUCCCCGCCGACUCAACCGCUAACCGUACAGGCGCACAGAAACUUCACUAUUCUUGUGUCUGAAGAAAGUCAUAAAGAGCGAUCAAAAUUAAUCAUAAAGAGGGAUAGCGUAGAGUGUGCAGGUCACAUGUUUAAAGUACAGGACGCGAGAGGAGGCAGUGUGUUCCAAGCGUCUAAGGACGAAGUUAGAGUAUUCGCCGAUGCUCUCGUACUUGAGGGCACGGGCGGUGUAUCUGUGCGAAGUGCCCUUCAGACGCCUUUUGUACGCGCGCCUCCGGGUUCUGACCUACAAUUAGAAUCAUUAACAAGGCGUUUGGACCUCCGAGCACCGCAGUCCAUAUACUUGGAGAGUAGAGCCGGCAAUAUCGACAUAACAUCACAUAGCAACAUACAACUAGAUUCUGUUGUCGGGGCAAUAAAAAUCGAUGCUCCUAAUAUCAUCAUAAGCAACUUGAAGGAGGGAAAAGUGACGGAAAAGGCGCAAAAAAGCACAAAAGGCAAGAAAAUAUAUCAAUUGUGCGCUUGCGCGUCCGGAAAGUUAUUUCUUGCAGCGCCCGACCUACUUUGUUCAAUGCACGAUACUGACACAGAACUUUGUCGAUAAUCGUAAUUAGAUUAUAUUUAGAUAGUUUAAAGCAUUCAUUAGUGGCAUC